This is a messenger RNA of Leguminivora glycinivorella, 1580 nucleotides long. RefSeq lists its product as uncharacterized. Bases 187 to 1077 code for a protein of 296 amino acids. Gene Ontology annotation, biological process: positive regulation of fibroblast growth factor receptor signaling pathway; positive regulation of epidermal growth factor receptor signaling pathway; signal transduction. Lineage: Eukaryota; Metazoa; Arthropoda; Insecta; Lepidoptera; Tortricidae. The record is from RefSeq and is a predicted model, not a curated record. The transcript is spliced from 5 exons.
CGCAAGUUUCCCGCCACUCCGCGCCGAACCUUCACGCGCGCUGCCCGUCUCGCGACUGUCGCGCCGCGCCGCAAACUCGCGCGCACCGAACGAUCGACCAGUGAAGUGCUAGGAUUCUGUGAUGUGUUCUGUGACUGCCCUGUAGGGCUUUGGAUAAUUGUGUACUUUCUGGAUUUUCAGUAAGACAUGCUGAAGCACGUGGCGGUGUCCCCGCACCGCGCGCGCGCGGACUCGGUGAGCCUGGCCUCCUCGGCCUCGUGCUGCAGUCUCGGCUCGCUCGACCACCGGCACGACUCCGUCGGAGAUCUGUCGCAGAGGACGACCACAAUCAAAGUGUACGCCCGCCGCCUCCGGCCGGACAUCGAAUACAAGACCCUCUCCGUGACGUGGGGCACGCGCGCCCAGGAGGUGGUCGCCACGCUCCUGGGCAAGUUCCGCAUGCGGCACAGAGACCCUCGCCUGUUCUACCUGAGCAUGGAAGUGAGGGUGCGCGCUGCGGGUCUGAGGACAACGUUGGUGCUGGAUGAUGACGCCCGGCCGGCCGCGCUGCAGGCUUGCCACCCGAAAGGAUAUUCUAAGUUCUCUCUGGAGAUGCGUCCCGGCGGGCUGGUGAAGAUCUACGACUCGGCGCUGAUGUCGUCCUCGCAGUACAAGUGCCUGCUGACCAGCGAGCGCACGACGGCCGACGAGCUGCUCACCAUCCUCCUCCAGUGCUACAACUCCGCCGAGGGCGUGGAGCGGUUCUCUCUGUAUGAGGUAUGUCCCUCACAAGAGUAUGAGCGCAAACUACACCCCGACGACCUACCCCUGCUGGUGCAGCGAGCGUGGCCCGCGGACAGCGACUGCCACUUCCGCGUGCGGCGCAACCCGCGCGCGCCGCCGCUCCCGCCGCGCGCGCUGGCCCUCCCCCUCCCCGUCCCCCUCGCCCCGCCCGAGCAGCCCGACGACGAGCCCUCACGCGCCCUCUCCGCGCUCUCCUUAGAGUCAGACAGCGACAACAGGAGGUACAGCCCCGUCUACAAGUUCCCUAGCAUCAGCUACUGUAAAGAAACGAAAAACGACUAUCUCUACAUAUGACUCCCCGAGUGAACUGUGCGAGUGUACAUAAGACUUUUCGUGUGAAGUGUAAAUAAAUUUACCUCAGGACGUUUCUAGGAGUGAAACCAAAGACGUAUGGCUUUGAUUAAUGGAAUACUAAACUGUGUUGACAAUGCAAUAGAAACUGUUAAUCGGUGAGGUGAAAUACGUAUCUUUCCCGUCUUCACUUAAAUGUAUUGGAUUAUGUAAAAAUAGUGUGUAACAAUUUAUUUUCUAGUCUUGUAGUAUUUCACCUCGGUAAAGCGAAUAUAUCUUCUAUCGUUACCAAAAUUCGGACAAUAUUUGAAUCGGGCUUAGUGUAAAUUAUCUUGUAAAUAUUAACUAAUAUAAUUAUUAGCUAGUAGACACCAAAGAGGCAAGCGAGAAUAUAUGAAAUUAGAGUUAUUUUCCUGUUAUGUAUUGUAAUGUUUAAUUUAUUUAUGAGAACGGCUGCCGCCUGUCGAAUUUCAACGCCUGUAAUAAAACGCAAGUUUUUCAUAAAA